Fusarium musae is the source of this 1266-nucleotide messenger RNA. RefSeq lists its product as uncharacterized. Gene Ontology annotation, biological process: DNA-templated transcription. The coding region runs from base 1 to 1266 and encodes 421 amino acids. The record is from RefSeq and is a predicted model, not a curated record. Gene Ontology annotation, molecular function: DNA binding; zinc ion binding. The transcript has 2 exons. Lineage: Eukaryota; Fungi; Ascomycota; Sordariomycetes; Hypocreales; Nectriaceae.
AUGACUCGACCUGUCCGGAAACGAGGUCGGAAGCCAACGGUGCCAACUGGGAAGAACAACGACCGGAAGCAGACCGAGAAUGAGAGCUCUGACUUCAGGUCUCCGCAUUGCAUCCGUCGCUUGAUAGACAUCUACCGAGAUACAAUUUUUCCAUUCCUUUCCGAGAAUGACCUGGAAAGACGGUGGGCAGACAACAUACCCAGUACAAAUGAGACAGCGUACAUGCUUCUCAUGGCAUUAUGUGCACUGAGCGCCCAGAGUCUCACCCUCAAAGCGGUAUUCGAUAAUGAAUUACUGGGCGACGUCGACUCGCAUGACAGCGGUAUCUAUUUCGACGAGGCUGUCUCCCAUAUUCCAGCGCGAAUUCCGGAUACACCCGAUCUUGACUACCUAAGGUCAUUCGGCCUUUUGGCUGUGUAUUCACUUCGAAGUGGUAACAAGAGUGACCUUCACAGAUACCUCGGAUUAUGCCAUGCAUGGAUCGCUCAACAUGGGUUCAACAUGGAGAAUAACUGGGACAGCUCUAUCUCUCUACUAGAAGUAGAUGACAGAAGACGUCUCUUUUGGUGCGUCUAUCGGCUUGAGAUUCAUUCAGCCUGCGUACUUGGACACAUUAUCCGUCUCCCUGAAGCUCAGGUCUCCGUGCUCUACCCUCGUAUCACACCUGCUAUGAGUCGCGAUACGCAGGUCUGGACAGCUGGAUGGGAUUACAUCACCGAUCUGUUCAGAUUGAUGGAGUAUGCAAUACUUAGUCUUCGACAGCGAAACCCUGUCAAACAUGUCAUUGCCGUUUACUGCGACCGGCCGUCCCCAAAGGCAUUGCUCGAGAGUCUGGAUCAACUGAAAGCGAGCAAACCUUUUAUACUCCGCAUCCUUUCGCAGUCACACGAUGAUCUCCAGAGCAACCGAUGCAAGUUCAUGAAGGUUCAAAUAACUUGCACUGAGGCACUGGUGAAUAUCAUGGGUCUGCUUCAUUGUCAGGCCCCAGUUGAUGAGGUCAUCAAAGUGGCAGAAGAGUUCCUUAAUGAGAUCACUGAGGCUUCUCUCAUCAUGUUCAAAGUUGCAAGUAGUCAGAUCGUUCACCAACUUCUUGGCGUUGGUCAUAUGGUGUAUAAUGCGUUUCUGUAUGAUGAGAACCAGUCUCAAUUUGCUGUAGGGCGGCUCGUUACGUAUCUGGAGGACAUUGUCAAGAACUUGGAACAGGAUAUUCCCACGGCGACCGAGGCAAGAGAACAAUUGCGAAAGCUGGCAAAAUGUAUUACAUAG